AUGCAUGCCAUACAAGAGAACGAGGUCGCGCAGCUUCGUGCGCUGACCGAUUCUCUUGAUCUGCAGACCAAAUAUGUCGAGCGGUAUCUGGAUGUGCUGCGAGAUGUCAAGGCUGGUUGGAUCGACGAGGCAACCGUUACGCGUCUGGAAACAACACGACCGAGAGGACCCAUGCAUAUGUUCACUCAGCCGCCAGAGCUUUCGCGUUUAGAAUCCGUCCGCUCCACCAAGUCUGAAUCCUCAGCCAGGCGAUCCACGCACAGCGACUCAGAUGAAAAUUCUGACGACGAGGAGCGAGUCGCUCCCAAGCGCUCACGAGGGCUCUCACUGACACGGCACAAGUCCGAGGCGAGCACCAAACAGGCCUCACGCUCGCCAUCUUGUCCUCCGUUCUGUCCGUCAUCGUGCGCGUCUCGCGACCGUGCAGACAGCGCUGCAAACGACAAGUCAGAAAGUGAGAAGCCGCGCAAUCGGACGAGCGUGGCGGUAUGGGCAUCGAGCGCGGCCAAUGCUGUCAGCUCCGUAACCGGGCGAGGGAAGAAGGACAAGGAGAACUUCGCCGCGCUCAAGGAUGACUCUGACCGUAGCGAUGGCGACGCGCAAAGUGUUCACGACAGUGAGAACAGCCGUCUCUCGAGUGCGCUGUCAUUCCAACGGAAGAACAAGUAUCACAAGAACAAGAGCGUGUCGUCAACACCCGCGCCGUCGCCUAAAGUCCCAAUGCACACGCCUAAGUCGCUCUCGCAGAGUAAGGACGGCCGCAAAAUCGCGGUGGUGAAUGAGAUGCUGGACGGGUGGUGGAUGGGCGAGCUGUACGGCAAGCGCGGACUGUUCCCCACCAACUACACAGAGUUCAUCUCGUCUACGCCGCCCAUCCUGCCGCCUCCGCCUGCGAUGAGCCGCAUCAGCGAGCGAAGGCUUCUCGGGAACGACGACGUGGACAGACAGUACCUGAUGAGCAGCGACCACGAGGAGCACCCCUUCGGCGACCACAACCUCGUAGAGAACCGGAGCCCGAUGUAUGGGAGGUUCGGCUCGUCCAGCGGCCCAGAUAGUUCCCACGAAGAAGAGGAGGCUGCGCGGACGCGCACCCAGAGAUUCCUCGCGGAUGUCGAGAAGACGACGCAGCUCGCCAAUCAACCUGCCAUCACUCAUAGAGCGACGGGCACGUCCCUCGCGCGGAAGCCCCCACCACCUCCGCUGCGGCGCACCACGAACAACGUCCUUGCGCACUUGAGCGCGCCCCUAUCUUCGUCGCAGUCCUCGAGCACGAACUCGUUCGUUGCUAUGGCUUCGACGCCGACCAAGGCACAGCCGAACUUUGAGGAUACGCUCACGCAGUCUCCGUUUGAAUGA
This is a messenger RNA of Laetiporus sulphureus 93-53, 1356 nucleotides long. RefSeq lists its product as uncharacterized. The transcript is spliced from 5 exons. Gene Ontology annotation, molecular function: protein binding. Bases 1 to 1356 code for a protein of 451 amino acids. The record is from RefSeq and is a predicted model, not a curated record. NCBI's taxonomy places the organism in Eukaryota, Fungi, Basidiomycota, Agaricomycetes, Polyporales, Laetiporaceae.